This is a messenger RNA of Ilex paraguariensis (yerba mate), 973 nucleotides long. The record is from the annotation of a GenBank genome assembly. NCBI's taxonomy places the organism in Eukaryota, Viridiplantae, Streptophyta, Magnoliopsida, Aquifoliales, Aquifoliaceae.
AUGUAUAAUUACAAUCUGUCAAUCUCUCUCUGGACAUCAAAAUCAUUCAAACCCAACCCUAAAUCCACAAAGUUAUUAGAUGAAGAAACCAUUGCCAAUCUCUUGAUCAACUUCAUUGAAGAUGUCCUCAAUUACUCCCCAAACAAGAACGCCUCAUUGCACAAACAAUCCAAAAUAGAUUCAGUUACCAACUUGAAGGAUGUCUUUAAUUUCUCAUUUCUCACUCUCACUUUCGUCAUUUGCAUCUACGAAGCUCCUGCAGAUCUGCGAUCUGCGUGCCUUAUUACACUGAAGAAUCAACUAUCGUGUCCGAGAUCACGAGAAGUAUCGAAGCUUCUGACGAGGCUUAUAGGAUCCAAUAGAGAAGAGCAAUGGAUGCGUUCAAUAAACCUUGCGAUUACUAAUUGGAUUGUUGAGCUACAAGCUGCAAAUCAAACCCUCAGGACGCCAUCGCCGCUGUUUUCUUAUGAAAGGUCGACGUUUGGGUUGUGGAAAGUGCAGUUGUACUGUCCUGUGAUUGCCAUGGAGACUGAAAACUCGAGCAGUCCUUUAUCUGAUGAGCGUUUGCUCUUCUCUCUUAACUACCACCAAGUUGAGGGUGUGAUCCAACUAAAUUACCAGGUGAUGAUUCGAGAGAAGUGGAUUGAAGUGAUUGUGAAUACAGAUAACGUAAGGUACAGUACAAUGAUUUUUUCUCCACAGAAUUUGAGUUUACAUGGGUCAAGAACAGCUCAAUAUGAUUUUUUUCAUCAAAUACUAAGGAAAUCAACACAGUAAGAUAAAUGCUGAUAAUUGAACUGAGUUACUCAGUUCGAUUUGAAUAAGAUUCAAGUCGAGCUUGGUUCGUAUUUUAAACGAGCCGAACGUGAAUAAUUUUUUAAACUCGCUUAAAUAAUGAGUCUAGAAUACUAGGCUCGAACUCACAAAUUUGGCUCGUUUAUAUAUAAAAUAGUUGAGCUAUUCGGGUUCGACU